Messenger RNA from Myotis brandtii (Brandt's bat), 1451 nucleotides. It is a transcript of the gene TMEM220, whose product is annotated as transmembrane protein 220. The annotation marks the transcript as partial. The record is from RefSeq and is a predicted model, not a curated record. The transcript is spliced from 5 exons. Lineage: Eukaryota; Metazoa; Chordata; Mammalia; Chiroptera; Vespertilionidae.
UUUGGAUUCCAGGUGAAUGAUCCGGACGCAGAACUCUGGGUGGUUGUGUAUAUGAUUCCUGCAGUGCUGACCUUGCUUGUUGGACUUAACCCUCUUGUCACAGGUAACCUCAUUUGGAAGAGUGUCUCCGCAGUACACGUGUUCUUUUGCGUGGUGUGGGCUGCCAGCUUGGCAUACCACCUCAUGCUUCAUGCACAGUGGAAUGUCUUACACGAGGAAGAAGGCAGGGAGCUGUUUGGUCUGGUGAUUAUCGCAACAUGGAUGAGUCUAUGCCACAGUUCAUCAAAGAAUCCAGUUGGAAGAAUUCAGUUGGUCGUUGCCACUGUAAUUGCUCUUUUCCCAUUUACUGCAUGGCUCUACAUAUAUAUUAACAAGGAUAUGCGUUCCUCCUGGCCAACUCACUGCAAGACAGUCAUUUAAAUGAAGAAUCCUGUUCUCAAAAUGAGAAUAUUCAAUUUUUAUAAACAUGGAUUUUAUUUUUUUAAUCCCAGGAAUUUUUUAAGGCUGACUACAGGGUUGGAUGGGACUAGUAAGAGACGGGGUCUGACAUCCUAUUGUGUCAUCAUAGUGUAGUACAAAAGGCAGUUGAAAAAAAGUUAAGAAAUAUGAAUUCUAACUCAGCUGCCUCACUAUCUAUGUGACUUGGGAAAUAUAAAAAACCUCCUGGUGGUUAUUUCUUUAUCUAUAAACCAGGAUUAAAACUAGAUCUACUUAUAAAGUUGGAAGGAUCAAACUAGAUAUUAUGAGAGCACUCUGAAAAUAUAAAGUGCUUACAAAGGGCUACUAUGCAUGAUUAAAAUACAGGGAAGCGGGGCUUGGUUAGUAUGACAGAAAUAGAGGUUCAAGAGGGGACUGUCUCCCUGACCUAAUCUCAUUACAUUUGUACAGUGCCAUGAACUAAAUGAGGACCCCAGAUGAAACAAAUAAGCAAGCAUGUCUUGGAAAGAAAGGAAAAUUAGAUAAAGGAAUUUGGAACCAAAAAGGAAACAAUAUCAAUUACACUGUAAAUAAAAAUAAGACUGAAAUCUAUACACAUUUGAAAAAAAUGAAUUUCAAAAGUAACCCUGGGGUGAGACCAUGUUAGAGCUGUCCUCUCCAAUACCGCAGCCACCAGCCACGUGUGCACUGAGCACUUGAAAUGUGUCUAGACGGAGGACGUUUUCUUUUCCAUUUUAAUUUAAAAACGUAUCAAUUCAGCUAUUAGAAAACUUACAAUGUUUGGAACACUUGUUUUAAGCAUGCUUGGAGUAAGUAUGUGAACCUACUGCAAAUUUUAUAUCUAAAUAUAGAUCAAGUAUUUCCAAUGAAGUUAGUGUCCAAAUGGAUGGGUUGAAGUAUAAUAUAUAUACUAGAUUUUAAAGACAUAGUAUAAUAAAUAUAAAAUUUUUAUAUUGAUUACAUGUUGAAAUAUUUUAGAUAUAUUGGGGUAAAUAAAACGUAUUGGAAGUUGA